CUUCCUAGAAACAGCGAGUACGCCGCUCAACCCUGCCUGAACUUUCCCUGUAAACACAGCGCGCUGACAGAACGGCAUCCCUGCUGGGUGGAUCCUGCAACUCCUAGAGGGAAUGGCACUUCUUGUUUUUAAUUAGCAAGGUGAAAGGUGAAUUAAAACUAGCUGUUUGGCAAGUCAGUGCAGGAGGCUGACUUCUGAGAGGCUUGAACCAGCCGGCGGAGGAGAGCUCCACGGGGAAGCCGGUGCGUGUGCUCGUCUUUUUUUUUUUUUUCUUUUCUGAAUGAACCGCUCGCAGGAGUGACUGAAAAAUCCAGUUUCUUCCUGAGUCUCCCCGCACAGUUGCUGAAGAGAGCUCUAGACAGGACAUGGCUCUGAAGACUCACUCCUUGGAAUGUCCGCUUGCUCUCGGCUUAUAAACAACUGUCCUGAGGAAAGAAAGGUUUUACUCAUCCAAAUACAGCCUGACAAAUGGCACUUUGGAACUGUGCUUUCUGAUGACAACGCGUUCAAUUUCUGACAAAGCCUCUCACCCGCUGCCUCUGGAGGGGAGUCCUAAGUAAAACUAAACCCGCCCUAAAGUGAGGAUCGGAGGACUUGCACGGUGUGCCCUGCAGCAUGGCAUCCCCUGGGCACCUUAUCUCCUGGCUCCUGUGGGCUCACCUCCUGGAGCUCUGGACAGGAGCUCACACAGCUGAUACCAGUCACCCCCGGUUACGCCUGUCACAUAAAGAACUCUUGGAUCUAAACAGAACAUCAGUCUUUCAUAGCCCUUUUGGAUGUCUUGAUCUCCAUACAAUGCUACUCGAUGAGUAUCAAGAGAGGCUCUUCGUGGGAGGCAAGGAUCUUGCGUAUUCCCUCAGCUUGGAGCAAAUCAGCAGUGGUUACAGAGAGAUACACUGGCCUAGUACAGCACUAAAAAUAGAAGAAUGCAUAAUGAAAGGAAAAGAUGCAAGUGAAUGUGCAAAUUACGUUCGUGUUUUGCAUCACUAUAACAGGACACACCUUCUGACUUGUGGUACUGGAGCUUUUGACCCACUCUGUGCUUUUAUCAGAGUUGGUUACCAUUUGGAGGACCCCCUGUUUCACCUGGAAUCACACAGAUCUGAGAAAGGAAGGGGCCAAUGUCCGUUUGAUCCCAGCUCUUCCUUCAUCUCCACCUUAAUUGGUAGUGAACUGUUCACUGGCCUCUACAGUGACUACUGGGGCAGAGACGCUGCGAUCUUCCGGAGCUUGGGGAGACUGGCGCAUAUUCGCACGGAACACGACGAUGAGCGCCUGUUGAAAGAACCAAAAUUUGUAGGUUCAUAUAUGAUUCCUGACAAUGAAGACCGAGAUGACAACAAAGUGUAUUUCUUUUUUACUGAGAAGGCCCUGGAAGCAGAAAACAAUGCCCACGCAAUUUACACCAGAGUGGGACGGCUUUGCGUGAAUGAUGCAGGAGGACAGAGAAUACUGGUGAACAAGUGGAGCACUUUCCUAAAAGCAAGACUGGUUUGCUCAGUACCAGGAAUGAAUGGAAUUGACACAUAUUUUGAUGAAUUAGAGGAUGUUUUUUUGCUGCCUACCAGAGAUCAUAAGAACCCAGUGAUAUUUGGACUCUUUAACACUACCAGUAAUAUAUUCAGAGGGCAUGCUCUCUGUGUCUAUCAUAUGUCUAGUGUCCGGGCAGCUUUUAAUGGACCGUACGCACAUAAGGAAGGACCUGAAUACCACUGGUCACUCUAUGAAGGGAAAGUCCCAUAUCCAAGGCCUGGUUCUUGUGCCAGCAAAGUGAAUGGAGGGAGUUACGGAACCACUAAAGACUAUCCUGAUGAUGCCAUCCGAUUUGCAAGAAGCCAUCCACUUAUGUACGAGCCCAUAAAGCCUGCCCAUAAGAAACCAAUACUGGUAAAAACAGAUGGAAAAUACAAUCUGAAACAAAUAGCAGUGGAUCGCGUGGAAGCUGAGGAUGGUCAAUAUGAUGUCUUGUUUAUUGGGACAGAUAAUGGAAUUGUGCUAAAAGUAAUCACCAUUUACAACCAAGAAACAGAAUCAAUGGAAGAAGUAAUUCUAGAAGAACUUCAGAUAUUCAAGGAUCCAGUUCCUAUUAUUUCUAUGGAGAUUUCUUCGAAGAGACAACAGCUGUAUGUUGGAUCUGCUUCAGCCGUGGCCCAAGUCAGAUUCCAUCAGUGUGACAUGUACGGAAGUGCUUGCGCUGACUGCUGCCUGGCCCGAGACCCUUACUGCGCCUGGGAUGGCAUAUCCUGUUCCCUGUAUUACCCAACAGGCACACAUGCAAAGAGGCGGUUCCGCAGACAAGAUGUUCGGCAUGGAAAUGCAGCUCAGCAAUGUUUUGGACAGCAGUUUGUCGGAGAUGUUCUGGAUAAGACUGAAGAGCGACUGGCCUAUGGCAUAGAGAACAACAGUACUUUGCUGGAAUGUACCCCACGAUCUUUACAAGCAAAAGUUAUCUGGUUUGUACAGAAAGGACGUGACACAAGAAAAGAGGAGGUGAAGACAGGUGACAGAGUGGUGAAGAUGGACCUCGGUCUGCUCUUCCUGAGGGUGCGCAAAACGGAUGCCGGGACCUAUUUUUGCCAGACAGUAGAGCAUAGUUUUGUCCAUAUUGUCCGUAAAAUCACUUUGGAGGUAGUGGAAGAGGAGAAAGUGGGGGAAAUGUUUCACAAAGACCAUGAGGAGGACGGGCCUCACAAGGUGCCUUGUCCUGUCCAGAGCAGCAUCCCUCAGGGGGUGAAACCGUGGUACAAGGAGUUCUUGCAGCUGAUUGGGUACAGCAAUUUCCAGAGAGUGGAAGAAUACUGUGAAAAGGUAUGGUGCACGGAUAAGAAGAGGAAAAAGCUAAAAAUGUCACCUUCUAAGUGGAAGUAUGCCAACCCGCAGGAAAAGAAGCUCCGUCCCAAAGCCGAGCAUUAUCGCCUGCCAAGGCACACACGGGACUCCUGACGGGGUGAAACCUCGACUGGUCUCUGAAGAAUUUAUAUUUGGAACCAAAAAAAACGCAAAAAACAUCCAACUUAUUUGCAUUAAGAGAUUUCUGUAAUACAGAAAUGACUAUAAAGAUGUUAUGAUAAAUUAUUCUACAUACUCGUUUGGUUAAACAUCACAUGAAAUUAAUUUUUUAACAAGUGUAUUGCUCAGUGGUUUCACAUUUUAUUUAUCAAUAAGUGGCCAUAUCUGUAGUUUUGGUACUUGGCUGUUUUCCUGCAGCAAUUGUUAUUUACCCUUGGAAGAGUUAAGAUUAUGAGAAAUUAGAGAUUUUAAUAAUCAUGGAAAAUACAAAUAAAAUGUUUUUUCUCUCUGAA
This is a messenger RNA of Manis pentadactyla (Chinese pangolin), 3302 nucleotides long. RefSeq names its product semaphorin 3E (gene SEMA3E). The coding region runs from base 616 to 2943 and encodes 775 amino acids. Lineage: Eukaryota; Metazoa; Chordata; Mammalia; Pholidota; Manidae. Gene Ontology annotation, molecular function: chemorepellent activity; semaphorin receptor binding. The record is from RefSeq and is a predicted model, not a curated record. Gene Ontology annotation, biological process: negative chemotaxis; negative regulation of axon extension involved in axon guidance; positive regulation of cell migration. The transcript is spliced from 17 exons.